Molecule: messenger RNA, 2198 nt
Organism: Aspergillus uvarum CBS 121591
Lineage: Eukaryota; Fungi; Ascomycota; Eurotiomycetes; Eurotiales; Aspergillaceae
Exons: 1
Coding region: 123-2060 (645 amino acids)
Biological process (GO): transcription initiation at RNA polymerase I promoter; nucleolar large rRNA transcription by RNA polymerase I
Cellular component (GO): RNA polymerase I upstream activating factor complex
Molecular function (GO): rDNA binding; RNA polymerase I general transcription initiation factor activity
Source: RefSeq, a predicted model, not a curated record
CUAAAACUUUUAUUGUUCCUCACCUUGGUUGCGCCGAUGGUCAUUCUAUUGGUUUUCAUGUAAAACUGGGGCGAUGGUUCGGAAUUCGUUUCACCUACGCAUCCGGUGUGAGCUAGUCGAUCAUGAGCAAUUCGAUAGACGAUGAUCCAUCGGACCCUGUUUGCAACACCGACGAGAACACCCGAUCAGCAUCAUCAUUGGAUAAUACGCAUGAUGAGAGAACCCACGCGGAGCCCUCCGGGGUAACACGUAAAAGUACCACACGAGCAUCGGCUCUCGAGAACCUACAGUCCGCGCUUCCGCGAAAUGCAGUGGAUAUCUACGCCGAUGUGUUAAGACAACUUACCAAUGAUGACACGCCCGAUCUUGCGGAUCCCGACGCCGAGACAUAUAACUCUACGCAGAAUGGAGUCGUGGUUUGGAAUCCACAGGAGAAGGGGGUCUUAUAUCGCAUCUUGGACCGGAAGGGCAGGGAAGGAAUCCGCGAGGCUGCCCGCAGACUCGGCUCGAAGUCGGAAAUCGAGGUGCAGGAACAUCUCAGACUCUUACAGAACGGUCUGCAAAAGCGCCAUAUGAAGCAAUCGCAUAGCCGAACAAUCAUUUUGGCCGAUGUUCCCGCUGCCACCGAGAUCAGCAAUCAAUGUCACAGAACUCUGGAUCAUUAUGCCGAAUUACUGCGCUUGGAAGAGCAACAGGAUGGGGAUGUUGCCGGGAGGCUCCAGCAUCACGAUUUCUGGGUCGUCGAUCAUGAGAAAGCUCUGGAAUUGGAUCGUCGAGCCAGAACAGAAAAAGCCGACCGUCGAGCCAGAGCCGAAGACCCAGAUUAUCGAAUCGCGAAAGAUGAAAAUACCGCUAAUCAAAAGGCCGAGAAUACAAACGGUCGGGCAGCAGAAGAUCUAGGAACAGGGACUCUAGACGAGCAGCCCCAUUCUCCGGAUAAGGAUGUUCACCACCGAUCCAGUGUGCAUCUCACGGCUAGCUUGUUCAAAAUGGAGAACUGGGUUCAUCUCUCGGAGCGAUUUUUCAUGAACUCUGGGGGCACACGUUUGGAUGAUAACUGGCGUAGUUUGUCCUUCGCAGAUGAAACCCCGUCCCUGACGGCGGAUGUGUUCGCUGACUUCUAUGCAUUGGCUGUGAGUCUAACGCGCCGCUUGGUACAGUCGUCCCUCUUCUUUGCGGAUGCAAGGUUGCGAAAAUCGCAGGAUGACGGCCGGGAGAGGGCUCGCGAAGUUAGAACUCGCGAUAUCAGAACAGCAUUGGAUGUCUUGAACAUGAAGCGAGAUAGCUCUGAGUUUUGGGUUGGUCUUGCCCGGAGACUUUCCCUCGAUGUUGUGGAUAAUCGACACGUGAAGGACUGGAAGUCAAUACGGAUGGACUAUGACGAGGUAGAGAACAUUCUAUCUGGGAAGCUACCACUACCCUCCCAGUUGGACUCGAUCGCGAGGAGCAUCUCUAGGGGUGGAGAUGGGAACCAGGUGGUUGACGACCAGGAUUCGGACGCCGGUGACGAUAUCGAGCCCCCUCUCUAUGGGCAGCCAAUUCUACCAGAGUGCCUGGAGGAGAGUCCGGUUGACUCUGAGGACGAACAUGCUGAAUUUGUCGAUCGGGAAGCAAGCCGUGCUGAAGAGUCUAGCCUUUGGGAGCUAGUCGGUCGGCCGCCUCCGCCUACUCCAUUACAUGGUCAUGCCGGGACCGACGGGUCAAACGAGAGAGAUCCUCGACAGAUGAAGCCUGAACCUCGCAAAAGACCUAUUGGGGAGCGGAAAUCGAUGGAUGAUCUAUUCGAUUGGCGGGAUCGAUUACACUACCGGAGCGAGUGGGAGGAAUAUGGUCACGAUGCUUUUGACUUGCAGGACGAGAUUCUUGAAAACAGGAAUAAAAGACGAUGUCUCGAGCAAGGGUAUAUGCAACCUUUUUCUUCGGGUUCUGCUGGGGUUGACGCAGGUCGAGUCAACACUGUUGCUCAGCAUGAUAUCUCCCCUCCAGGCUCGAGUCCUGGAAGAGUUCGCGAUGCUGACUUUGCUGGUAUGGCUUUGGAUGAGCUAUUGCACGAGAAGUGAGGCGGGGGGGUUCGACUUGGCUUCUAAUAUGUAGCGUGUUUUGGAUGGGUGAUUUUUGUGUACAUUAUACCAUUUUGCGAUACCCAGCACGGAAUAUAUUUUCAGAUUCCCAAGCACUAGUACCACGAAUACAAUGCU